CCGUCACGUGACCCGGCAGAGGGGAUGCCGCUCCGAGGCCCCCGUGGGGUCCGCGCUCACUCGGCGCUGGGACCGCCGGGACAGAGGCCCCCUGCGCGGCGCCCCCUUUCCAGCUGUCAACCCGCGCGGCUCACGACCCCCGUGUUCUUGUGCGGAGUUCUUCAGCUCCAGACGGCGCGCAGCCGUCUCAAUGCGGGCACAACAACAAAGUGUCUAUUUGUGUCUCCCUUGUGAUGGGGGUGACCAGUAAGGUCUCAACUGGUCUGUAAUAGGGGAGAGGUCUCUGAUAGGGGGUUGACGGGAGAGAUAGAGAGACUGGUCCCCUGGAUACCGAUCCCUCCUGCCGGGUCCGCGCGGAAUGUCCGGGACCCCGCCACUGCGCCCUGGAGUUGUGGCUCAGCUGCAGGGCACGGGCCGCCGCUCGCUGCAGGAGCGGCUCCUCCGCGCCCUCACGGGGCGACCCUCAUUCCCGCCGGACAGCGUGGCGGGCCUGCUGCGGCAGCAGGGCGCGGACGUGAAUGUGGGCCUCGGGACGCAGCUGCCCCUGCACUGCGCCUGCAUGGUGGGCAACACGGAGGGCCUCCGCCUCCUGCUGCAGAGCGGCGCGAUGGUGACCCCGCGAGACCCGCACCCACUACACCACAACACACAGUCACACACUCUCUACACCACACAUUAUCACUAUCACUACACCACACACUAUCACUAUCACCACACACUACAUCACACACUACACCACACACUAUCACUAUCACCACACACUACAUCACACACUAUCACUAUCACCACACACUACACCACACACUAUCACUAUCACCACACACUACACCACACACUAUCACUAUCACCACACACUACAUCACACACUAUCACUAUCACCACACACUACCUACACCACACAAUCACUCACUACCCCACACCAUCACUACAAACUGUCACACACUCUCUACACCACAUCAUCACUCACUACACUAUCACUACACGCUACCUCUACCUCACACUACCUCACACUGCCUCAACCUCACAUUACACACUGUCACUCACUAUAUACACCACACACUACCUCACACUCUCACUACACACUGCCUCACACUGUCACUACACACUCACUACACACUGUCACACACUGUCACACACUAUCUACACCACAUCAUCACUCACUCUCACUACACACUACCCCACACUGUCACUCACUCUCUACCCCACACCAUCACUACACACUGCCUCACACUGUCACUCACUCUCACUACACACUGUCUCACACUGUUACUCACACUCACUACACACUGCCUCACACUGUCACUCACUCUCACUACACACAGCGGUGCCAGGCGCGGAACGUCCUACACCACCGUCCCACACAUCACCGAGUGCGGUGCAAGUGCCGUCAACGUUCCAUUCCCGCACCGCAGGUGGACGCGGUGGACGGCUACAAGCGGCGAGCGCUGCACUACGCGGCGGAGCGCUCCUUCUCCGACUGCGUCGCGCUGCUGCUGGCGGCGGGCGCCGGGGCCUCGCCGCCCGACGGCAACGGCGACACGCCGCUGCACUGGGCAGCGUUCCGUGGCCGGGCGGGGAGCGCGCGGGCGCUGCUGCGCGGGGGCGCGUGCUGCCGGGUGGCCGACGCGCACGGCGAGACGCCGCUGCACUGGGCGGCCAAGCGCGGCCGGAGGGCGAUCGCGGCCGCGCUGCUGCGGCAUGGGGCCGACCCACGUGCGCGGAACCGCCUCGGCGAGACGCCCGUCGCACAGCUGCUGGCCCUGAUGGCGCACCGCUACCGGAACGAUGACGACGACGGUGACGACGGUGACGACGAUGACGACGACGACGACAGCGGGGAGGACGAGGGAGACGAGAGGAACGAUCAGGAGGGGUGUUUGCGGCUGCUGCUUGCGGCGGCUGGUGGCUGGGUGGACCUGCCCA
Molecule: messenger RNA, 1923 nt
Organism: Lethenteron reissneri (Far Eastern brook lamprey)
Lineage: Eukaryota; Metazoa; Chordata; Hyperoartia; Petromyzontiformes; Petromyzontidae
Gene: ASB8
Product: ankyrin repeat and SOCS box containing 8
Molecular function (GO): protein binding
Source: RefSeq, a predicted model, not a curated record